UGCAUGUCGCGUGAUUUUCGAUAUCAAUAUAAGGAAAAAUUAUUGUGGUACCCACAAAAUUAUCAAUUAGUACAGUAUAACAGAGAAAUUAAUGGCUGCGACAGUAUUGCGGACUAUAUGGAUAUGGACAGCUCGAGAAACGGUUUGAUCGCAGUACAUGUCGGUGCUGGUCAACAUUCUCUUACUCUGAAAGAAAAGUAUGAAAAACUCUGCUGCGUAGCAUGUAAAAAGGCAGCCGGUGUUUUAAAAUCUGGGGGAAAUGUGUUGGAUGCCGUAGUUGAAGCCACAAUCAUACUGGAAAAUUCGCCAUUGACAAAUGCUGGCUAUGGAUCAAAUCUCACAAUUGAUGGAAAAGUCGAAUGUGACGCCAGUGUUAUGGAUGGUUCAACACUACAGUUUGGAGCUGUAGGAGCUGUUGGUGGUAUAAAAAAUCCAGUCGCAGCUGCCAAUCUAUUGUGUAACCAGCAGUCAGGCAAUCUCACACAUGGCAGAAUUUUCCCCAGUUUCUUAGUUGGAGAUGGAGCGCAAUUGUGGGGUAAAGAAAAAGGUUUGGAAACAACGUCUGUGGAGGAUUUAAUCUCUGUCAAGGCUUUAAAGAUCUAUAAACACUAUAAGAGGAAAGUUCUCAGUUGUGAAAAUAUACAAAAGCAAAUUGCGAAGAAAAUGGAUACAGUUGGUGCCAUAUGCGUUGAUACAGAUGGAAAUGUUGCAUCUGCAUGUUCCAGUGGCGGUAUUAUUUUGAAGCAUCCUGGCAGAGUUGGGCAGGCCGCGGUCUGGGGUUGCGGCGUAUGGGCACGUAACGCGAGAAGUUACCUAGAUUGUUCAGUAGCAUCUAGUACAUCCGGAUGUGGGGAGCAUUUAAUUUCUGCAACCUUAGCUCGAUCUAUUGCUGAGGGCAUUUUAAGCUCAGACUGCCCAACCACUGCACUCCACAAUGUGAUGAAGAAUGAUUUCAUUGAGUCGCCUUUUUUAAAGGGACUUGACCAAAAGCUCGGUGGGACUAUAGCGAUUAAAUAUUCUCCCCAACAAUUCCUUGGAGAUCUACUCUGGAGCCAUUCAACAAAAUCAAUGAUUAUAGGGUACAUGAAUACGAGAGAAGCAAAGCCAAAGAGUCGCAUGUCUGUAUUGACUUCACCGGAAGUAGGCAGAAAAGCAGUCGUGGAAGGAGUCGGAUUUAGGAUAUGAACGAUGUAAUGUGCACAAUUACGCUUUCAAUAAAUUACACAAACAAUUUUUUUUACCAGUAA
Molecule: messenger RNA, 1247 nt
Organism: Diprion similis
Lineage: Eukaryota; Metazoa; Arthropoda; Insecta; Hymenoptera; Diprionidae
Gene: Tasp1
Product: threonine aspartase 1
Exons: 8
Coding region: 4-1185 (393 amino acids)
Biological process (GO): protein maturation
Molecular function (GO): threonine-type endopeptidase activity
Source: RefSeq, a predicted model, not a curated record